This is a messenger RNA of Solea solea (common sole), 2236 nucleotides long. RefSeq names its product arylsulfatase B-like. Lineage: Eukaryota; Metazoa; Chordata; Actinopteri; Pleuronectiformes; Soleidae. The transcript is spliced from 8 exons. Bases 184 to 1719 code for a protein of 511 amino acids. The record is from RefSeq and is a predicted model, not a curated record.
CAGGAAGAGGCACGAGCACAUGACUUGACAGCAAUUAUGAGCCGGGAGCGGUUAAAGUUCCGUGGGUGGUUUUAAUAAAUAAAAACAGGUUCCAAGUGAUGCGUAUGUAGGUCACAUGCUGAGCUGCUUGUCUCGGUCGUGGACUCGGUGAGACUUAAGCCGCUGUGUGACUGCGACACUAAGAUGAGUGAGGGACUUUUCCUGCUUGUGUGUUUCUUUGCUUUCCCUGUGGUUGUUGUUGCUCAGCAGCCAAACAUAGUCUUAAUCCUCGCCGACGAUUACGGCUGGAACGAUGUGGGAUACCACGGAUCAGAAAUCAACACUCCUAACCUGGACAAAAUAUCAGCCAGUGGGGUCCGUCUGGAGAACUACUACGUCCAGCCCAUCUGCACCCCCUCCCGCAACCAGCUCAUGACCGGGAGGUACCAGAUUCACACAGGUAUGCAACACGCGAUUAUCUGGCCCUGUCAGCCCUACUGUGUACCUCUGGAUGAGAAGUUGCUGCCCCAGUAUCUGAAGGAGUCCGGCUACGCUACACACAUGGUGGGCAAGUGGCACCUGGGCAUGUACAAGAAGGACUGUCUGCCCACCCGCCGGGGCUUUGAUACAUACUUUGGCUACCUGACAGGCGGCGAGGACUACUACAGUCAUAUACGCUGUGCUUCCGACUCUGCUUUAAAUAAGAGUUUCUGUGCCUUGGACCUGAGGGAUGGAGAAGAGGUCGCUACUACAUACAAAGGACAAUAUUCAACGGAGCUGUUCAGCGAAAAGGCCACCAGUGUCAUCGAAAACCACAACUCCAACAAGCCACUCUUCCUCUACGUGGCCCUGCAGGCCGUCCAUUCUCCCAUGCAGGUGCCAGAGCGAUACAUGAAACCUUACCAGUUCAUCGAAAACCAUGAUCGCAGGAUCUACGCUGGCAUGGUGUCAGCUAUGGACCAAGCUGUGGGCAACAUCACAGAGGCUUUGCAUCGGGCUGGACUCUGGGACAACACGGUGCUUGUGUUCUCGACAGAUAACGGAGGUCAGACAAUGACUGGUGGCAGCAACUGGCCACUGCGAGGCCGGAAAUGGUCACUGUGGGAAGGCGGGGUCCGUGGAGUUGGAUUUGUCGCCAGCCCGCUACUCAAACAACCUGGAAGUGUCAGCGACAAACUCAUCCACAUCUCUGAUUGGCUGCCUACAUUUGUUGGCCUGGCAGGAGGGAGCAUCAACACCACAAAGCCCCUGGAUGGAUUCGACAUGUGGAAAUCGAUCAGCUAUGGGCUUCCCUCACCCAGACAGGAGCUGUUGCACAACAUCGACCCUAUGUUUCAAGACGAAACUCCAUGUCAAGACGAGGAGUAUCGGUUAGCUUUAUCUGAGGUGGCCAGCAGAGAACCCUGGACACAGUAUAGCUUCAAUGUGUCCAUUCACGCUGCUAUUCGAGUCUCUAACUGGAAGCUGCUGACUGGCAACCCAGGGUGUGACAAGUGGUUCCCUCGGCCCCCCCACAACACAAGCCUGUCGCAGAGUGACCGACUGAAGCCUGUAAUGCUCUUUGACGUAGAGAGAGAUCCUCAGGAGAGAUACGACUUAUCAGAUCGGUUCGCUGGUGUGGUGGAUUAUCUCCUCAAAAGACUCAGCCAAUACCAGAAGAGUGCCUUGCCCAUUAACUACCCCAAAUCUGACCCCAGGUGUGACCCGACUUCCAGGGGAGCCUGGGGACCCUGGGCUUAGAUGGAGAAGGCAGUGAUGAGCAGCCAUACGGGAUGGGUUUAUUGAAAAAUGUUAUACAUUUAUUCAGGGACAGAUUUCGUCUAGGUCCUUCUUUUUCAAUCCUUUAAAGCGCUCAUCGGUUCAAAUGAAGUGUUUACGACACGUGUUACUGAUUUGUAACUUUCUCACUGUGGUUUCAGGUAUUUGCACUUUUUUUUUUUUUUUAGCUUUUUGACGCUGCUGUCGGCAGGAAAGGGAAAAAAAACUAUUUUUUAUGUCCGUACAUCGUUUAAAUACCAAUCUCAGAACCCAUCAGCUUCAGUAUUAUCUGGCAACCAAUUAAUAAAAAAAAAUGUAACUGAUGGAUUUUAUUAUAUUUUUAGUUUGUUAUGGAAAUGUUGAUCAAAAAUUGUAUUUCUCUGUUUUCAGAUUUCUUUUAUUUUCAUAAAAUCCGUUCAAGGGUCAGGCCAGCUGUGUGUUUUUUUAUCUAUCUGUCAUUGUCGACUGAACUGUAAAUAAAUGUGAAUGUGAGGGAUUU